Lymnaea stagnalis (great pond snail) is the source of this 663-nucleotide messenger RNA. Lineage: Eukaryota; Metazoa; Mollusca; Gastropoda; Lymnaeidae. The record is from the annotation of a GenBank genome assembly.
CGCGAAUCGAAAUUUGCGGGAAACGUGAUGACGGUUUUGAAGGUAGCGGUUAUUUUGCUCGUGAUCUUUCUCGGUUUGAAUUAUGUUAAUCCUGAUAAUUGGUCGCCUUUUGCACCGAACGGCGUGACGGGAGUUUUGAAAGGCGUUUCGGCGGUUUUCUUUGCAUAUAUCGGUUUCGACGCGCUUUCGACCACCGCCGAAGAAUGUAAGAAUCCGCGCAAGGAUUUGCCGAAAGCGAUGAUCUUAUCGCUCGUUAUCUGCACGGUUUUAUAUGUUGCGCUUGCGCUCGUGCUGACGGGAAUGGUUUCUUAUACGAAACUCAACGUCGGCGAUCCGCUGGCAUUCGUGUUCGGUUCGGAAGGUGCGAACAUUCCUUGGGUUGCCGGAAUCAUUGCAAUUUCGGCGGUCAUCGCGUUGGCGACGGUUUUUCUUGUAUUCCAGAUCGGUCAGCCGCGUCUGUGGAUGGCGAUGAGCCGCGACGGACUUCUGCCGAAAGUUUUUUCUUCGAUUCAUCCGAAAUUUCACACGCCUUGGUUUGCAACCAUUGUAACGGGUUUGGUCGUGGCGAUUCCCGCGCUGUUUAUGAAUCUCACGGAAGUCACGGAUUUGGCGAGUAUCGGAACGCUGUUCGCGCUUCUCGUCGUCUGUGCGGGCGGUUUGUUC